AUGCAUUGGUUCACUAAAUCUUGGAAUAUCGCGAGACGGCAAGGUCACAGGCUUCUCCCAUGUCUGGGUGCCUACGGUGCUGACAGCGCGAGAGAUGAGCUCACUUCAAUGGAGGACCUCUCCAGCUCAUCUGAUAUCAUCCAAUUACCUCCACUGCCUAUGGAACUCGAUACUACUCUUUGGGCAGUCGUUGCAGGCAAUCUUGUCCGUAAUGCAAUUGUCGGUGAAUAUGACCCAGAGAGUGACACAGUCCUAGUAGACGCGUCUCGUCUGCCGAUUCCGUUUACACAUACUGUCCAUCUUGAAAGUUGCGAUUUCAGAGUCAUUGGACAUAUGCCAGUAAGGAGCAACGGAUGUGUUAUUAUCUCCUUUACCCACGUGAACAUCAAAGUCUGGAAAGUGGUUGUGCAUGUUCCGUAUAAAGUUAUUCAAUCUCGGCUCAGGCUACCUGAACUACCCUAA
Molecule: messenger RNA, 462 nt
Organism: Aspergillus ibericus CBS 121593
Lineage: Eukaryota; Fungi; Ascomycota; Eurotiomycetes; Eurotiales; Aspergillaceae
Exons: 2
Coding region: 1-462 (153 amino acids)
Source: RefSeq, a predicted model, not a curated record